CCCCAAGCCGCGUGCCGAGCCCUCCAAGAUGGGGAAGUGCGACGGGAGAUGCACGCUGCUGGGCAUAUGCGCCCUGCAGCUGGUGGCCGCCCUUCAGAGGCAGGUGUUUGACUUCCUGGGCUACCAGUGGGCGCCCAUCCUGGCCAACUUCCUGCACAUCAUGGCCGUCAUCCUGGGCAUGUUCGGCACCGUGCAGUUCCGCUUCCGAUACCUCAUCUUUUACGCAGUGUGGCUGGUGCUGUGGGUGGGCUGGAACGCCUUCAUCAUCUGCUUCUACCUGGAGGUGGGCAAGCUGUCUCAGGACAGGGACUUUCUGAUGACGUUCAACACGUCCCUGCACCGUUCCUGGUGGAUGGAGCACGGUCCCGGUUGCCUGGUGACGCCGGUGUUGGACUCGCACUUGGCCCCCGACGACCACCACGUCAUCACCGUCUCGGGCUGCCUCCUGGACUACCAGUACAUCGAAGUGCUGAGCUCGGCCAUCCAGGUCCUGCUGGCCCUUUUUGGCUUCGUGUACGCGUGCUACAUGAGCAAAGUCUUCCAGGACGACGAGGACAGCUUCGACUUCAUCGGCGGUUUCGACUCGUACGGCUACCAGCCUCCUCAGAAGUCCUCGCACUUGCAACUGCAGCCUCUCUACACGGCUGGCUAACAGACGCUUGCGCCCCCUUCAAGCCCAACAGUGCCACUGCGGAUGGAACGAGGUGGCGGCACCAAUCGGAGAACUCGCUUAG
This is a messenger RNA of Phycodurus eques (leafy seadragon), 734 nucleotides long. RefSeq names its product sodium/potassium transporting ATPase interacting 1 (gene nkain1). The record is from RefSeq and is a predicted model, not a curated record. Lineage: Eukaryota; Metazoa; Chordata; Actinopteri; Syngnathiformes; Syngnathidae. Gene Ontology annotation, biological process: regulation of sodium ion transport.